Pseudocercospora fijiensis CIRAD86 is the source of this 1893-nucleotide messenger RNA. RefSeq names its product glycoside hydrolase family 16 protein. The transcript is spliced from 3 exons. The annotation marks the transcript as partial. Gene Ontology annotation, molecular function: glucosidase activity. Lineage: Eukaryota; Fungi; Ascomycota; Dothideomycetes; Mycosphaerellales; Mycosphaerellaceae. Gene Ontology annotation, biological process: fungal-type cell wall organization; (1->6)-beta-D-glucan biosynthetic process. Gene Ontology annotation, cellular component: plasma membrane; endoplasmic reticulum membrane. The record is from RefSeq and is a predicted model, not a curated record.
CCUGUUCCCGCGCCAUCUCAGACACCUGUCCGGCCUCAUCUGCGCGUCCCGGGAAUCCCGCAGAUGCAUUCACUGUCAACACUCUCGCAUUCGACGCCAAGAACUGUACAUGAACUGGGAUCUGAUUACUCCCGCUACCCAAAUCCAUUCGCUACACGAUCAAACUCGGCGAAUACAUCGCAGCAAGAUCUGUCAGCUUUGACCGUACAAUCGCCGACAUCCAGCUCAUCAUCGCAUCUGGCACCAAGCAACGCAGUAUCAUCCUCAGACUUGGCUAAGCGUCUGUCGAAUCCAUUCAAGGACGAGCUGCCUUUCUUCUGGCUUGACGACCGACUUUCCGCUCCAUGUGCUUUCCCGUUGUACGUGGAUCAACAAGAGGAAGAUGAUGACAUGCACAUGCCCAAGUGGGACGACGAUAAGCAAUUUAAGCCUACAUUCAAAGAUCGCUUCUCCAGAGCCAACAUCGUCAACACAAUCGGUGUCAUCUUUCUGAUCACCGGCCUUUUUAUGAUCUUUGUGGUUCUACCGGUUGUGUCAUUCACCGGAACUAGUCUCAUCCCGUACACUUAUGAUACUCCGUUGGACCAAAUGUACGGCUACGGCUACGGCGAUGAUGGCGAGUCUUGGGCCCAUGUGAACGACAAUAUCUAUCCGCUCAUCCAGAAUGUCCGAUCUGGACUCAUCGAUCAUGAUACCCCAGCAUCCGCCAUGAGGAAGACUGGCGUUGAUGGCCAUGACCUCGUGUUGGUCUUCAGCGACGAGUUCAACGCCAAAAACAGAACAUUCUAUCCCGGAGACGAUCCAUACUGGUUUGCACCAGAUAUGUGGUACGGAGCGACACAAGAUCUGGAAUGGUACGAUCCGGAUGCUGCAAAUACUGGCGAUGGCACUCUACAGCUUCAGCUUGAUGCGUUCCAAAAUCAUGGACUAGGUUACCGCUCUGGUGCUUUACACACCUGGAACCAACUGUGCUUCAAGGGCGGUGUCUUCGAAGUUUCCGUCAGUCUGCCAGGACCUGCGGGAGUUCAUGGACUAUGGCCGGGCAUAUGGACAAUGGGCAACCUUGGGCGUCCAGGUUUCCUCGCAACUACCGACGGCAUGUGGCCGUACACAUAUGACAGCUGCGAUAGCGGCAUCACGCCCAAUCAAUCGUCUCCCGAUGGCACGAGUUGGCUUCCUGGUCAACGACUGCCAAAUUGUGUCUGCUAUGGCGAAGACCAUCCUACUCCAGGCACAGGCCGCGGUGCGCCUGAGAUCGAUAUCAUCGAAGUCAGUGCAGACUGGGGUGGCAAAGGCUAUGGUGUGGCCACUCAAUCCUACCAAGUCGCACCUUUCGAUGUCUUCUACUAUCCCAAUUACGACUUCAUGGAGACACCCAACUACACUUUCAGUAUGGUCAAUACGUACACUGGAGGGCCAUAUCAACAGGCAAUCUCCACCACCACCAUGCUGAACAACCAAUGGUACGACGGAAAACAGUACCAAAAGUACUCGUUCGAAUACCAACCGGGCAGCGGGAAGGAUGCCUUCGUCGCAUGGAAGGUUGGAGACGAUGAGAUGAUGCGCUUCGACGGUCGUGCUAUUGGGCCCAACGGAAAUGUGCAAGCACGGCUCGUCACAGAAGAACCGAUGUCGAUGAUCCUGAAUCUCGGAUUUUCGCACGGCUGGGUCAAUAUCGAUCAAGCAAACCUCAAGUUCCCUACGAUCAUGCGAAUCGACUAUGUUAGGUGGUAUCAAAGGGAAGGCGAAGAGAUGGUGACGUGCGAUCCGCCCGGCUAUGAGACAACCGACUACAUCGCACGACAUCCCGAAGCGUACAACAAUCCCAACUAUACGAAAUGGGAAGACGCUGGAUACUCUUGGCCCAUGAACAGCAUCAUGCAUGGAUGCUCG